This is a messenger RNA of Penaeus vannamei (Pacific white shrimp), 5981 nucleotides long. Lineage: Eukaryota; Metazoa; Arthropoda; Malacostraca; Decapoda; Penaeidae. The record is from RefSeq and is a predicted model, not a curated record.
AUGAAGGUCCAUGACGCAGCCAAGACCAGGAUUGUGACGGUGACCUUGUCGGCAGGAGAUGUCAGCACCACGUUGCUGAAAGGGUCCAGCUUCAAUGUGUCGUGGCACCUUGCCUAUCCGCAUCAGGGCGGCUUCCGGCUGGAGCUGAUGGACGCGCAGGAGCGGCCGCUGGCGGACCUCACGCCCGUCACAGCCGACUCCAAGUUCCUGGCCGAUGACACGACAGCCCAGUCCUUUAAAAUCAGCCUGCCCAAGGACCUCGAAUGCAAGGGCUGCACCGUGCGGCUGAUCCGCGAGGCCAGGGAGUGGGGAAAGUCCUACAAGUUUUGGUCCUGCGCCGAUGUGGACAUUGUGCCCCGCAAUGACUACCGCGAGACCUGCAGCGACCGCGGGAAGUACAUCGUGUCUCGCUGCCACUGCAACAAGCGCUUCUUCGGCAAUCGGUGCCAGUUCGAGAACGAGUGCGAGGAUGACGACGACUGCGGUUUCUACGGCAAGUGCAUUGACAUCGGCGCCACUUCGUUCCCCAAGAAGCAGUGCUAUUGUCAGCAGGGGCGAUUCGGACCCAAGUGCUCGAAAGCUUCUCUGGUCACCAACCGAGGUCAGAUCAACUUGGGAACCUACAACAAAAGGGAACUUAGUGAUAAGUUGUCCCUGCACUGGAAGGUCCUGCGAACAGAGCAAGAAAUUGAGAUCGUGCUCGUCAACAAAGGCACCUCGUACGUCGCUGUGGGCUGGAGGCCACAGGAUGCGACCAAGACGUGCAAGCAGUUCCCUUACAUCCACGGGACUGUGAAGGAAGGUGCCUCAGGAGCCCAGGCAGAACCAGAGCCAGAGGCGGAAGCUGAACCAGAGGCAGAGGCUGAACCCGAGGCGGAGGCUGAACCCGAGGCCGAGGCUGAGCCGGAGGCCGAGGCUGAACCCGAGGCCGAGGCUGAGCCCGAGGCCGAAGCUGAACCCGAGGCCGAGGCUGAACCUGAGGCCGAGGCUGAACCUGAGGCCGAAGCUGAACCUGAGGCCGAAGCAGAACCAGAGGCGGAAGCUGAACCAGAACCUAAAACAAAGUCUAAAUCUGAGGCUCAGGCAGAACCUGAGCCAGAGGCUGAGGCAGAACCAGAAGCUGAAGCUGAGCCAGAGGCUCAUGCAGAACCAGAAGCUGAAGCUGAGCCAGAGGCUCAUGCAGAACCAGAAGCUGAAGCUGAGCCAGAGGCUCAUGCAGAACCAGAGGCGGAGGCUGAACCAGAGGCUGAACCAGAAGCUGAGGCUGAGCCAGAGCCAGACACGAAAGAAGCAGAGACCACGAAGAAGCCCACACUCAGUUUGGCUGGUGAUGUUAUCCAAGAUCGACUUUCUGGUCUUCUUGUGCCCAGUGGAAGAAACAAGCGCAGUGCCCCUUCGAGGAGGGCACGUUUUGCGGUUCCACUCCUCAAGGGUGUCGAGAAACCACAGAAACUGACAGGAGAAACUGAAGCCAUGGUUGGUCACGAAUCAGAGCCCGAAGCAGAAGCCGAGGCCAAAGCCGAACCGGAAGCCGAAGCCGAGGCUGAAGCAGAAGCAGAGCCAGAGCCGAUCAGCGGCGCGUCGCCCUUCGUGCCACGCGGCGACUUCCACGCCAUGGACUGCACGGACAUCGUGAUCGGCAGCGCCCGGGGGAACCUCUACAGGAUCGGCGACUUCUACACGCGCGACCGCUCCACGCCCCGCUCCGACGAGUUCUGGGGCGGAGACGACUCCCUGACGGCGGCGCUGGGCUGGGAGGAGGACGGGCAGACCACCAUCGUCUUCAGGAGGAAGCUCAACGCCUCCCACCCGACCGACUACCCGAUCACCAACUCCCUGAUGCACGUGAUCUGGGCGCGCGGGCAGGAGCAGGGCAUGUACGUGCACUCGCCCCGCUCCGGCCUGGAGGCGGGCGUCGCCGGCGUGCCCGACUUCUACCGGCCCGACGAGCUCAAGUACCACGGCAAGGCGGGCCAGAGGGGCGUGCUGGCGCUCAACUUCUUGGAGAGGAAGAGCGACCCGACGGCGGCGGCGGAGGAGAUCAACUGGUGCGGCAACCACUGGCGCUACCCGCAGGGCUGCACGGCCGGCCAGGACUGCGAGUACUACGCCCGCUGGGAGUACCUCGAGAAUACCGAUGACAUCAAGUUCACCAUCCAGACCUCGUACACCGACCGCUGGACGGGCAUUGGCUUUUCCGAUAACACAAGAAUGCCCCUGACCGACGCAGUUAUCGGCUGGGUGGAGAACAGCGGCCGUUACUUCAUGUUCGACGCUUGGGUACGUGGGUAUUCGGUGCCCAUCGUCGACCCAUCACAGGGCAUCAAGAACGAGACUGGUAAGAUCGAGGACGGAAUCACGACCAUCAGCUUUUUGAAGAAGAGGACGUCCAAGGACAGUGAAUAUGACUUGAACUUCACGGACGAGAAGUGUCUGUACCUGGUGUUCCCCAUCAAGGGCGGAAUCAUCAACUACGUGUCCAAGAAGAUCCGCAAGCACGAACGCACUCCUGCAUUCUCCACAGAGCGCAUCUGCAUCAGGCCCUGCAGCAAGUUUGGUGGUGCUGAUGGAAAGCCCUUCGUGUACACCACCACGCCUCGUCCGCCUCUGUUGCACUACUCUGUGGAACUGAAGCUGACCAAUGUGGGUGAGAAUUUUGUCGUGCCAGAGCCAGGAACUGUUUCAUGGACAAGCAUCACAGACAGAAUCAAGAGGUCUGUUGAGGGAGCCCUUCAGGAUAUCCCAGGAUACCAGGCAGCAGAAGUGACAAAACUAGUGGAUGAAGGGGAUGGCAAAGUCCUAACAGAACUUCAAGUUGUAUUGGACAAGAACUCCCAUGAAGAGGAACUUGAGGAGAGUGCCCACCCAGAAGGUGAGACAGAAGAAGAGCCCAUGGUGAAGACCGUCUUGCAGAAAUCUGUCAACACUGGAAGUAUAGCUGGCCUCAGCGUCGAUCCCAGCUUCCUCCAAGUCAAUCAGCUGCGAGAGGUCUCUGAAGCCACUAGAGAGGAGAAUGUGACUGGGUUAGCUGGCCAUAACGGGGCUAUCAAAUUCCUUGAAGACCACAAGCUCUGGAUCAUCUUGGGUGUUGUUGGUGCACUCCUCUUGCUCACCAUCAUUCAGGCUUCAAUCACCAUCCACAAAAUCAAGAAAAACAGAAGCCCACCUGUGAGUACCAAGGAACGUCUCAUCACCAACUCGGGAUGGAAGGACUACAGUCAGGGCAACAUGAACUACGCAUAUGACAGCUUUGAGACAGAGGAGAAUGGUGUCAACUCUCGGCGUCAGGGAGCCAAUGGAUCCCUCCGUCCCAGUGCCCCACGGGGCACUUAUGAACGCUCCAAUGGCCACAGCAAUGGCUAUAUGGGGGGCCACAACGGCCAUCCCGGGCACCAUCCGGGUGGCUAUGGAGGGGACACACGCUCCCUUCAGCGCCCUAGAAAUGCACCUCAGAGCAGGCCAGACCCUAGAGGCACUUAUUCUCUCCCACGAGGAUCAACUACAUCAUCGCUGCCCUCAUACAACACCGCCAUGCAGGACAUGACCCCUGACUUCUAUUACCUUCCCUCUCAGCGCAAGUAUUCGGGUGAGGUUGUCCGUGUGUAUGUAGAUUACAACCAGUCCAAAUAAGGCUAUUAAUGGUUGACCUCUUGAUGGGUCAUGUUGAUUGCAAUUUUCUUGGAAAUGAUUUGGUUCACAUCAAUUAGUGAAACUGGUUCUUAAUUUGAUUUUAAUUCCUUUUUAUGAUUUUAUUUGUAUAUUUAGGAGAAAAUGUGUACUAGUACGAGUGGUUAACUUAAAAACAAAGUGGUUUGUGAUGCUUAAUGCCACAUAGCAUUACUUUGCAUGUAGAACCUAGUUGGUGUUUUACAUUGGAGAUUUAUAACUAACAGGAUUUUAUGAAAAGUGCACACAAUAUUUUGUAGAAAAUUUUCAGCUCAUCCUGUAUUGCAGUAAUAGGGCGAGAAAAUGUUCAAGUAUAUUCUUGUUCUGUGCUGAAUAUUCCUUAUACUACUAAGGUUUUAUGUGUAUACUCGGUGCAAAACAAAAGAGUGAUUUAUAUUUCUUGACAACUCUUUGUUGUUAUUUAAAUGGCAAAUGAAUAUUCUACUUUUCUCUCUCAAAAGAAGAGAAAAUUUAAGAGGUAGUUUUCCAGCCAUAGUAGUAUGUUUAUAUUUGUAAAUAUGUAUUAGGAAUGUCAGCAGUUAGUGUUGAUUGAAUUGCAUAUUGUUUUUCAUGAUGGCAAUAUGAACAGACUUAAAUAUUUUAUGGAUAAAUAUUCUAGAUUUUCUUUUUCAUAGUCUUGCUGAAAAAAAUAAAUGAUUUAUUGAUAUAUAUGCUUUACAUCUUUUGCAUGUAUGCUAUGUAUAAACACGUGCUAUCUCUUUUUUUCUUUUUUUAAUAUUUUGGGAAACAAGGAUAUAUAUAUAGCCUUGCCUAUUAUCAUUUCACAACUGAAAGUAGUUGAAAUUGCUCAAAUUAGGGAGUUUGCAAUAUGUGGGACAAAUUAAUUUUUAUUUUGCACAAUAAUGGCAGUUUUACAAACUAAAUCUGUUAGACAAGAAAUGUUGUCUCUUGGUGGUUAUCUAAAGACAAGAAUGUCUGCUGCUGUAUAAUGAUCUACAAUGAAUGAAAUAAACAUCAAAGUCUUUACAACAUAAUGGAAGAGAGAUCAUGCACUUUUUUCUUUCUAAAAGUGAUUUAUUUCUAUAAAGCAGUGGUAAGGAAACCAUCACAGUUCUUUUCUUGUAUGUGCCAUUUUUGUGAUAUACAUUACAACAUAAUCACUUACCAUAAUGGUUUGAAUUUCAAGUUUUUGUAAACUACAAAGUGUAUAUAGGCUCAGUGAUAUGAAUCGAAUAGAACUUUAGUAUGUUCACUGUAUAUAUAUUUUAUAACAGUAAGGUGAACUUGUAGCUGAGAAGAAUAGAAAUGGAAAAUAAGGAAAGACUUGUGUUGCAUAUCUUUUAAAGGUCUCAAUUAUUUUUUGAAAGUUUAGAUAGUUCAAAUUAAAAAAUAUAAAAAAAAGUUCACCUUGCAGUUACUCCAACGAGGGCCAAUCUUUCAAAAUAUACCCAUUAUUUCGUAUUUAUUACAUGAUUUUUAGCAAAUGUUAACAGCCUAGAAGUGGACCAGUGUGUGAGUAGACGUAAGUGUGUGAAGGUUGUGAUAUCUGUUUUAAGCAGCUGUUGUUGAUGUCAUGUACAGGCAUCAACUACAUUUAUUUUUUAUUUUGUUAUAUUGUAUGUUUGUAGGUCAGAUAUGUCCUUUUUUUGCUGUCUUUGGUGACGUAAUGAUUUAUUUGUGAUAGUUCAUUUAUUUUGUAGUGAUUGUCAGCAUUGGUUCUUUAUUUAUUUAUUUUUAUUUAUUUUUUUUUUUCUUUCUUUCUUUCUUUUUUUUACUUUGCUGUUCAUUUUUUUUGUUAAAUGCAGAUAUUUUUGUAAGAGUACUUUUAGGGAGUUUUGUAAUGUGUGAUGCAGAUGUACACCUAUAUUGUGAAUGCAAUAUUUACAAAUAUAUAUAUUUGUAUGAAAAUAACUUCAGUAUAUGCAUAUAUAUAUAUACAUACAAUUCUCUGGAUGGAUGGAUGGAUGAAAGGAUGGAAAGAUGGAUAUGCAGAUAAAACACAAAUUUUUGUACUCUAUGUUUGUCUGUAAUAUAGUUUCUUUUGCCACAACUAAAAUGAUCCAGGUGAUAAUGAAGGCCAGUUGUGCAAUGUUAUUCAAGGUUAAUUUAAGUGUUUGCUGACUGAUGUCCGUGGAAAGACUCGUCUGAACACCUGAAAGGAAUGUAGCAGAUAUUUUGGAGCAGGACGGUUGAGUGUAUAAGAACCACAAUAUUGAAUAGGCCUCUUUCUGAGAUCUUGGUUUAUGAUCUCUUUUAAAUGACUACUGAUUUUUUUUGUAAUCAUUUCUAUAUUUAGAAUCUUCAUUUACCUCAGGUUAUUUUGACAGUAAUCUGUGUUUAUAUAUAUAUAUAUA